CAUCUUGGAUCGACAUGCCCCCUGGAUACAUUACGCGCCUACCACAUCGACCUAGUUUAAGGAGGCAGUGCUAACUCUACAGAAUGGGCACACAAGAUGUAUGCCUUAUAUGAGGCUUCGCGCACUAUUGUCCUAUUUCAAUGUAGUUUAUUCUCCCCGCUACUUUCCAACAGUGGCAUUCGUCAUGGAUGGCCUUUCUAGUGCUUCCGCUGUGUUUGCUGUUGUGUCUCUUGCUGUCCAGCUGGCAGAGACUAUUCACAAGUUAGUCGAGUUUUGGAAAGCAGUCGAGGAUGCUCCUGAUAAUAUUACGAGGAUCUUCCAAGAACUUGGACUCCUGUCCAAGAUUUUAACACAAAGUCAAGAACUAGCGCAAUGCCACUCGUUCUCUGAUAUAUUUGAUGAAGCGCUGGAAGAUUGCAGUUCCAAGAUUUUCAAACUUUAUUCGAAGGUUGAGGAGACAAGAAAGAAUCUCAAAUCUGGAAAGCUACGCAAACGGAAAUGGGCAGCGUGGAAGAUUGUAUUGCAAAAAGCUGAAAUAGACUCUUUACAAAGAUCUAUCUCGGACGCGAAACUAACCAUACUACUAGUACAAAACAAUAGCCUUUUGUGAGUACUUCAACUAGGCAUGCAUGGGGCAGAUACUGAUCUUUGAUAGGGCGCGCCCAUUUUCAACAUCUAACGUUUAUCAAUUCAACCAAAAGACAUCUCAUGCCAACACUCAGAUAUUCCAAAGCAUGCAAAUAACCGAACAAGAGCUUUCAAAGAGCUUGGCAGAAAAACAGAGUCUGCUGAGUUCGGGGUAUCUCAAUGAAAACCUUGUGCCAUUCCACCCUGUCACAACAAGGCAGCGCUUCAUUGAACAAGGCCAUGAUAAGCAACAUGAUCAGUCAUCGCUCAGGUAUGCAGCUAUCCCCCAGUCGGUGGGUGUCAGCUCUCGCGAACGGCAUGUACAUGGGAAAAAGGGGCGCCAGAUUACGGGACCAUUCUCGAAUAUAUGGACUGUGUCUCAGGAGGUUCGAGAACAGGUUGCCCAUGCAUCAGGAGCCAAGAAAAAUGUGCAGGCAGAAUCCCAACUAAUCUUGUACCCUUCAAAGUGGCUUGCCAAAAUUGGCAUGGUAUAUGGCGUCAAAUUCUCGGUCCUAGCAUCAAGGGGAUGGCAGUACUCGCUCCAGCCUUUUCGCGCCGUGCCCGAAAAUGCCUUGAUUUUCGAAUUCUGCCGUGAAGGAAAUCUCGAGGGGAUAAGAACAUUACUGAGCCGAGGAGAUGCUUCUCCUUAUGAUAAGGAUCCUUUAGGAAGGACACCUUUAUGGGUAUGUUGACCACACUAGUGUGUCUGCAAUUGCUGACUUAUUUAGUACGCUGUGCUUCAUCAUCAAUUGGAUAUAUCUGCACUGCUGCUUUCGGAGGGUGCAGACGUACAGGAGAUGGAUUGGGUAGAUAGAAGGUAAUGAAUUUUCCUUUGUCAGUGUUUCCAGUAGUCUGGAAUACAGUGCUACGAUGAAGGAUUGCUCAUGAGUACAUCUUGAGGGAUUGAAUUCACUGCAGAGAUCAAAAUUUAAUCGAAUUAUCAAGUUCAUUCACAAUAUUCACCCCACUUUCAGGUGUUUGGGGAUUAAAUAGUCUCAUAUCUAUCCUGCUAGCUCAGACUAUUCUGUCGGAUACCUGUUGAAUUCAUGCUAACAACCUAACUAGGAAACCGAUAUCGAAUCUUUGUUUUGGUGACUGCCACAACAUAAAGCUAAAAUUGGCACUAGCCAAUCUGCUGGCUCAUCACGAUUUUCUAGACGAUGAUGUUAAUUUUUGGGCUAUCGGAAGACUGAUUAUGUUUUAUAGACCAAACAGAAUAAUAGAUCUGGAAGUCGCAAAAAGGAAUGAGUCGGUUAUGGUAGUCUUGCAGUAUUUGGAAUCCUUUUUCCAUCGCACCAAUUACAAUUUCAAUGGCCUUUUUUCUGAUCUAUUGAGUAUGGGAUAUGAUGGCAUGGUAUUGCAGUGGUCUUUACGCAAUAUUCCGGGCAAGCUGCGUGGUAACGAAAAUGGAUCUCUUAUUCAGCGCGCAAUUAGGAGGCUCCUUCUAAUACAAGAACCUCUUACGAUGAAGACCAUUAUUCAUAAAAGCAUAACAGCCGAUCUUCAUCUUUACAUUGAUCCAUCACCAUCACAGGUUUACGGAAGAGAGACCCCCACGUCGUUGGCAAUGUAUGAUUUGGAAGGGUUCUUGGUUUGGCGUAGACUUUUGAAAGAGCUUGGCUUCGAUAUAUCAGAUUUUGUCGCCCAGGAACUAGAAGCCGGGGCAUGGAAAAGUAAUGGAUGGACUCAACCGACGCUUCUUGCAUUGUUUAAGCAAGAAUUGACGCUCCCAAGACUUCCCAAACCGUCCAAUCCAAUGGGUUGCCGUCCUUGCGACAGAUGUCAGCAGCCUAAAAAUAUAACCGAUAUGAAUAAAGUAGAUCUUGAAUGGCGACGGAAACUCCGGGCGAUUAGAACAGGAAAGACACAGGACAUUUUGGAUUAUUGUUCGGCACUAGCCCCAACAGUGGGUGUUAGAUAUGAUAUCACCGAUCGCGUUAAUGGGAAUGAAGCGGAAAGUACUUUCGGUAAGUUCUCUUCGGUGCCUGGUAGUCUGGGUUGAAAGGCUUUGAGUCCUUGAAAUGAUUUGAAUAUUCAAAUUAAUUUCAGUGUUCCGUUGGUUAUAAUUUCUACAAAUACUUGACUAAUAAUGGUUUUAUAGAUCCUCUACCGUAUCGCAUAGUCUGUCCAAGGAAGUGCGAAGACGGAAUUUGUGUGGCGUGGGAAUUCGAAAAUUUUGAGUCGCCGAAUCUUCCACCUUACGUUCCGAAAGAGGAAAGAAAACGUCUCGAACGGCUUCGCUUAUUGGAAGAGGAAGCUAAAUGUCCCACUUACACUAUGCCCGGUGCUUUCAGAAUCCAAUAGUCCGAACCUAGACCGAUUAUAAGGGACGUUUAAAGAAUGUAUUCAUUAUGAUUGUUGGAUUUUUCUGAAACUAAAAUUAUUGAGUCGAUUAGCCAUUUUCAAACAUGCAAAGAUCAGAGAACCUACGGGACUUACGGUUGUACUAUUGGAUACCCAGGAGCUUUCAAGAUUUUAGCUUCAUAUUUUUUAAGAGGCUAAUGUGAUCAGGGUUAGGGAAACUGUUAGUAUAAAAUAGCAGCUGUGAGGAAGACACCGGUGGAUUUUUACUUCAGACUUCAACACUAAGUACUCAGUAGCGUUAUAACGGCGCAUUACUCUAUGAAAUAAACUCUUAGCCCACACACA
Molecule: messenger RNA, 3276 nt
Organism: Sclerotinia trifoliorum
Lineage: Eukaryota; Fungi; Ascomycota; Leotiomycetes; Helotiales; Sclerotiniaceae
Source: the annotation of a GenBank genome assembly